Camelina sativa (false flax) is the source of this 884-nucleotide messenger RNA. RefSeq lists its product as uncharacterized. Lineage: Eukaryota; Viridiplantae; Streptophyta; Magnoliopsida; Brassicales; Brassicaceae. The record is from RefSeq and is a predicted model, not a curated record.
AUGCUACUUGCCGAUCUUGGGGAGUAUCUGUCACAAGUCGCAAGUUGUGCUAAUAAUGUAGUCUUGAUACUUGAUAGUAUUCAGGAGGACGACUGGGAACUUUCAAAUGAUGAAGAAAAAGGUUUCGUGUGUUACACUCCCGACGACAACAAUCUCCAUAUCUGGCCAGAGCCGCAAGAGAAACCACAAGCGCUAACGCAGCUGUUGGCCAAAUUCAAUGCGUUGAGUGAUCACAAAAGAAAGAAUAAUGCUUGCGAUCUCUACGACUUCCCUGAUACGAAGGGUUUGUCGCGUGAGGAUUUGAGGAGACAUGUCGAAGACCUUGAUUCUCACCUAGUUGGAAUCAAGCAACGAAAGCUAAGUAUAUUAAGAAGAGGAAACUCGAAGAACCCUAAGCUGAAGGUGACGGGGAAGGAGGAAGAAGAUAGGGUUUCAGAUCGAUUAGGGUUUGGCAACGACGUCGUCUUCGGUGGCUACCACGAAACAGCUAUGGGAUCUUGUGCUGCUUCCGAGGUUUCUAGGGAUGUUGGUGUUUCGGAUUCUUCUCUACUCGAUCCUUUCAUGUUAGGCUUUUCCGGCAGCGAUUAUUUUCCGACAGAUAAUUUUGGGGUUUGUGCCAACGGUGGUGGUGCUUGGGAUCUUUCUUGGAUGGAUUUGGAUUUUUCUUCAACAUUGUUUCCUGCAGGUUACGAUCCACUUCUGGGAGCCACUGAUGAGGCGGGCACUUACCAAACAUUGGUCACAAAUAAUUUAGGAUCCGUCUUCUGAGAUUACGACUUUAACGGCAUGAUCACUAAUUCACCUAUAUAUAUGUAUUGUAUUCUCAGUGUUGAUCAUUAUUAUUAGUAGUAUGUAUUAACUUGUACGUUUUGCUCCAACGCAAA